Eimeria acervulina is the source of this 1400-nucleotide messenger RNA. Its product is annotated as RRM domain-containing protein, putative. Lineage: Eukaryota; Apicomplexa; Conoidasida; Eucoccidiorida; Eimeriidae. Gene Ontology annotation, molecular function: RNA binding. Gene Ontology annotation, cellular component: ribonucleoprotein complex. The annotation marks the transcript as partial. The record is from RefSeq and is a predicted model, not a curated record. The transcript is spliced from 6 exons.
UUAAGGGGGAUGAUUUGAGGAGCUUGAGCACGGCUGCGGGCGCGCUGCACUUGGCAGCACCAGAAGGGCGGGAGGAGGGUUUGGCGGCUUGUCGGUGCAUGUGUGGUAUUUUGUUUCUGCUGCUCUCGAAGGGUCUGCUGCUGCUUAAGGAGCAUUCCGUUAACGUGGAAGACCAGUUUUCCGGAGAGGCCGCCAAACCACUUGUGCCACCAGCGGCAAACGGUUUUUCUGGCGUUGGAACACAUAUUCGCUUGAGAGGACUUCCUUGGGACGUGAAUGAAGAUGCCAUCAUCCGGUUUUUGAAGCCAGUUGUUGACGUUACAGAGUUGGAUGUUUGUGUUUGCGUUGGCCUUAACAAGCGCGUGACGGGCGAGGCAUAUGUGAACGUUCAUUCAACAGAUAUGCGGGACGUGGCAGUGCGGACGCUUCAUGGUCGCAUGAUGGGUCCACGGUGGAUAGAGGUGUUCCGGUCAAGUGCCGAAGACUUUGAAAGGGCCAUGCAACGAAGGGUAGCUGUAAUGAGCUCAGGCACGAAGGACGGCCGGGACGCAGAUGUUAAGGGCCUUAACUUGGUUUGUGGUGACCAACCCUUUUCUUCAGAGCAUGGUUUCGAUAUUGGGCUGGACUCUGUUGUCCUGGGGGUUGCGGUGGACGGAAGGAUGAACGGAAUUGCGUACGUCGAGCUAACCGACGCUGCCACUGCAGAUGCAGCGAAGGAGAAACUGCACAGAAAGUACCUUGGUCGGAGAUUUGUUGAGCCUUCGCCGUCGCUUGUGUCCCUUUUUUCGUGUCAGGCUCGCAUGAUGAGCGGAACUGCCCAAGGACCCUACAGCGGAGGAUACGGGGUAGGACCGCAGGCAUAUGGAGCCAUCGGGGGAGGUAUGGCGUCCACCCAAGCUUACGGUGGCAUGGAUGGUAUGGGCGGUCCUCAGGGAAGCUAUGCUGGCUACAGCGCUCCCAGCCACGAUAUGUACGGAGGGUAUGCGAGCGCUGUUCAGCAGGCUGCGUAUGGCCAAGCAUCUCCACAAGGUGCACAGCCGGUGCCUGCACAGGAUGCAGGCCCAGUUCCUGCCGGAUGGAGCUAUACUGUAUUGAGACUCCGGGGAAUGCCAUUCAAUGCUAAUGAACAACAUAUUGUGCAAUUUUUCCAAGGUUUUCACAUGACGGCAAUUCUCCCCUCAACCAUCCCGAUAGAUGGCCGGCCGUCUGGAGAGGCCUAUGUCCAGUUUUCUGAUGUUAGUGAGACAUGGAGAGCCUUGCAGACGAGGAAUGGUGCUCGUAUGGAUAGGCGAUAUAUUGAGCUUUUCCCAGCAAGCAAGCAGGAGAUGACGUUUGCAGCACAAGGCGGAGACCCGCGGGGUGGGUCGAGUGACGCAGGUCACCAAUGGGCACGCAUCUAG